CGGUAUCACAAGUUGACUUGACCAGCAUGUUACGAGUGGAGCGGCUUGUGCAGCGCCUACAGGCUCUUGGCCCCGUCGGCCAGCGCCGCGGUGUGCUAACCAUCAAGAAGUUUACGCGUCCUGAAAUUUCACUCAAGCAGACCAAACCCAGGGUAGGUGCUGUCGUUUCCGACAGCAUUAAGGCCACCUUAGGCGAUGUAAAGACCGCUGGUGGUUCAUCUACAGUGCGGCUGGCCAAGCGCAUCGCUAUGUCGGGCCUGUGCUCUCGCCGGGAGGCCGAGAAACGCAUCCAGAGCUUUGAUGUGACGGUGAACGGACACGUAGUGGCCGAUGUGGCUACGACGGUGGACGUGGACAAGGACGUAGUGGCGGUGGACGGCCGUGUGCUGACCAAGACGCAGAAGAUUAAAGUCUGGAUGGCCAACAAGAUGAAGGGAGAACUGGUUACCAACAGCGACCCACAGGGCCGAGCCACGAUCUUCGACCGACUGCGGGUUAUGGGCCUCACGCAGCACAUGAUGCCGGUGGGCCGACUUGACUUCAACACUGAGGGAUUACUGCUCUUCACCAACGACGGAGACUAUGCGAGGGGGCUGGAACACCCCAAGACGGGCGUCACUCGCGUAUACCGUGCACUGGUACGCGGCAACGUGGCCGAGUCCAAACUGCAGGAACUGAAGCGAGGGCCACUGGUGGACGGCGUCAAGUAUCGACCCAUCAAAGUGACGGUACAGUCCACCGACAAGAAGGACUCGUGGCUGCAGGUCAAGGUCACGGAGGGCAAGAACCGCGAGGUCCGAAAGGCUCUGGCUCAUGUGCGAUUGGUGGUCAAGCGGUUGAUUCGCGUUCAGUAUGGGCCUUACCGGCUCGCUGAUCUCCCGUCCGGUGCUGUGCUGGAAGUACGCGCCAAGUCUUUAGAGAAGAAACAGUAUCGGAAGCGUGACGAUGACAAGCAACGAUAAUGCGUCGUCUUAUCGUUGGGAGGUUUGUGACUAAAAGGUAGUACUUUGCAUUGAAACCUCAAACACUCUCCACUCUAUUGCGUACACUGAUUCCUCUCGACUGUCGAGAGCUUUUUACUUGGUUUGCCUUAGCUGUUUGCUUAAGGUUCAUAUACCCUGAUUAUGUGGGUGAACAAUUAUGUCUUCUUGUCUACAGUUCAAACGACUCCCGUUCACUGCUGAUAUUAUCGCUGUCAAGUGAUGCAGUGGUGUAUCGGUCGUUGUCGCUCGGGGACUCAAUGACGCGAUACCAGUCUGGGACGUCCGUGCGUGAGGUGGUGGCAGCGGCGGUCUCUGUAUUGGACGUUUGAGUGAGAUCUGGAUUGACAAACGACACUUUAGUGUGCUUCCUUGCCGCGAUUGACGAAGCAGUCGACGAUGUGGACGAAAAGCGGUGUCUGUCGAGACUAUUGGGAGCCUGGCGCUGGAACCAGCCGGAGUUGCUGCGUCCGACUUCACUGGAGAGCCGAGACGACAUCGAGUAUCUGUCGCUCGUGGAAUACCCGUCGUUGGUUGAGUAUCGAUCGUUGGUUAUGACGGACGCCUCGGAGUCGCCUUCAUGAUGCAGCGAGAACUCGGAGUAGCCACGGAUACUGAAACUCCGUUCGGAAGACGCGUUGGUCUCUCGGUUUGCCUGGUUCGGCUUCGUGCUGUGAGCUGGGGGAUUGGCGAUCUGCGAGAUUCGGUUAGCCAUAUCGAAUUCUGCAGAUGAUCGUGUGGUGGCAUUCAUCUUGGCGCGGGUGUUCGCGGCCAGCGGCAUUUGAGGCGGGUAACUCGACUCUUUAGCCUUCCAGGCAGCAGCAUUCGCUGAGGCGGCCGAGGCAGGUGGAGACGUGAUCGCGGUAGUGUCGGGAGCGAUAGGCGUGCCGAGCUCCAGGUCGUCACGUCUCUGAUGCCUCCACAAGACGAAGAGUAGACUCAAGAUGACGGUCAAGCCAACUCCUCCGAGCACACAGAUGACCAUCAUCUUGGUGGAGGACAUUCCGUUCAGAGUUCCGGUCUUGUGCUCCUCCAAAACGCUCCGUGAGGACGAAGAUAGGGAAGACGCACUCGCGCUACUCCCAUCGUCAUUGCCUCGCAAGUUCUGUGGAGACGUCGUGUCAUGUAGUAUCGGCACACUGGAUUCGGACACGGUGGACGGCGUCGCUGUAGGUGUCGACGUGGUUGGAGGAUCCGUACUUACUGGAGCUGGCGUCUCGGUAGCUGCGUCCGUCGCAACGGGAGCCGGCGUCGACACUGGAGUGCUAGUGGUGGAAGCUUCCGUCACGGCGGGGACUGUGACAGCUUCUGUAGCUACUGGCGGCGUCGUCACCGCUUCCGUGACGACCGGAGCGGCUGUAGUGACUAUCGGAGCUGCUGGACCCGUCACCGGUGGUGCUGUGGUAUCUACUGGGGUUGCCGUAUCAACUGCCGGCGCCGUCACCUCUGGAUUCGCCGCGGUUACGGUGCCAGCGUCCUGUGCUUGAAUGCCAGUUGACGAGAUCAUCACGAGCACCAUUGCUGCUACAGACACUUUCCAUCGUGCAAGUUGAACCAUCUUUCGUUCCUGUUCGCUCUUCUUGGUGAAGUGAGAUCAAUGGAGCAAAACGGACAGUGCUGUCUGUCGUACAACUCACUCGAACAAACACGAAAAAACGUAGAGCUUCUCGUCGAAGCCCCAGAACGCUAUUGGCACCAGAGAAAGCCAGCCGUGCGUGGGACGAAGUUCCAUAGGAAGACGUGAGUGCCAUGUUCGUAACGUCAAAUUUGCUCGAGUAACCUCAACGCAACCGACCACAAAGCCUGUUCGUGACGGGCAAUAAGUCGCUAAAAAGACAUGGAUACAGUCGCGCGUCGGCAGGUACAGAUCCAGAACGCGCUGCAGUAUGUGCGGCUCGAAGAUUCCACUGCGUUGAACACGGGCUUUAGUGCUCUAGUCCUGCAUUGAUCGACUAUAAUAAAAUAGAGCUGUAAUACCAGAUAGAGAUGGAUCUCUAGAUCCUUCUCGUGAGCUCCAUCACUGCGAUCGUACAGAGUUGCAUCGCAGCUCCAGUCCUCGCUUCAAACUGCGAUAAC
Messenger RNA from Phytophthora nicotianae INRA-310, 3056 nucleotides. RefSeq lists its product as hypothetical. Gene Ontology annotation, biological process: pseudouridine synthesis. The transcript is spliced from 4 exons. Gene Ontology annotation, molecular function: pseudouridine synthase activity; RNA binding. The record is from RefSeq and is a predicted model, not a curated record. The coding region runs from base 27 to 962 and encodes 311 amino acids. Lineage: Eukaryota; Oomycota; Peronosporomycetes; Peronosporales; Peronosporaceae.